AUUAAAUAGCUUUUUUUCAGCAAUGGUUAUCAUCAUCAAUAAAAUAUCUAGCGUCGGUGGUCAAACCGGUGUCCGGUUUAAAUGCGUGUGGCGCAAAAAGGCUAUGGUUCGAAUCCCACCCCGGCCAUGUACUAAUGACUAUUUUCGAAGUUAUAUGGCGAAAAUAACAGACCUCAUCAAUAACAGCAACCAGUUUUCAUUUUCCUUUGAAGUGACUCCUGAGUUGUCAGAAGGCGAUGUGGACAAUCUCGAAAUUGAGCCUUUAUUUUAUUCAGUGACUUGGCAUGCGAAGGGGCACCAGAAUAAAGACCUUGAUAUCGGUCCCCUGCGAAUGGCCAGAAAGUUAAGCAAGAAGGGAAAGACUGUUCUAUUGCAUAUGUCGUGUGAUAUGCUCAGGAAGGAGUUUUUAGAUAAAGUGUUAAUGAUGCUACAAGAACAAGGCAUUCGAAAUUUAUUUCUCAUUUUGGGUGAAAAAUACAAUCCUUCCGCAUCGGAUUUCCCAUCCACAAUGGAGCUAAUAAAAUAUAUAAAAGAACACACUGGAGAUUGGUUUUGCAUAGCAGUCGCCGGCGAUCUCGACUGCAGCGAGGAAAAACUUCAGGAUUUGAAGAAAAAAACGGAUGCGGGGGCAAACUUUAUCAUCACUCAAGCGUUCUUCGAACCAACUCUUUACAAAACCUUUCGUAAAAGGUGUACAACGAUCGGAAUUAAUGUACCUAUAAUGCCUGGUAUUUUUUAUUUUGAAACAACUAAACAGUUGUCCAAUUUCGUAAAUCUUUGCAAAAUUAAGCUGUCCGAUGAACUAAUCCGUAAAGUGGAGAAUGACCCACAACAAGAAGAUUUUGGUGUCCGUUUAAUAAAAGAUUUAAUCGAUGAUCUGAACGGCGAGUUUCCUCAUCAUUUUCACUUUUUUACUUUGAAUAAGUUAGAACGUGUUCAAAGUUUUAUUGUACAGAAUUUUGUAAAAUAAAUAUAAUUAUAACA
Messenger RNA from Amyelois transitella, 984 nucleotides. RefSeq names its product methylenetetrahydrofolate reductase (NADPH). The transcript is spliced from 3 exons. Gene Ontology annotation, molecular function: methylenetetrahydrofolate reductase [NAD(P)H] activity; FAD binding. Lineage: Eukaryota; Metazoa; Arthropoda; Insecta; Lepidoptera; Pyralidae. Gene Ontology annotation, cellular component: cytosol. The coding region runs from base 23 to 970 and encodes 315 amino acids. The record is from RefSeq and is a predicted model, not a curated record. Gene Ontology annotation, biological process: tetrahydrofolate interconversion.